AUGAAGAUCGACAGAACCAAAUCCAAGAAGAGUUCCUCCGAAGUGCCUGCGGACUGUAAAUCACUUAUCGAUAAGUUGAAGGCCUGUAAUGAAAAUGAAUUACUCGAAGAACUCAAGAAUAUCAAGUCUUGGAAUUGUGGCAAAUGCGAACUCUACCACUGGAUCGAUGUGCUCGACGUCUUCGACUCCAUAUUGGAGUCGUGUUGCCAUCGGGUCAACGAAAACCAGUGGUCACUGCCUGUCGAUGAGUCCACUAAUGAAAAGAAGAAAGAGUUGCUAAUGAAUAUCAUUAUGUUUACCGCUCUUCUCAUUGAGCACUCCUUCUCAAGACAUCUCUACAACUCAAUGGAGCACUUGAUUACGCUGUUGUCGUCGAGAGACAUGCAGGUCGUGCUCGCAGUUCUCAAUCUCCUCUACGUCUUCAGCAAGAGAUCUAAUUUUAUAUCAAGAAUUAGUACCGAAAAACGUCAGGCAUUGCUCACACGACUCACAUAUCUGGCGGAGAAUUGGGGCGGAAAGGAGAAUGGGUUCGGUUUAGCCGAAUGCUGUCAAGACUUAGCGAUGUCUGCGUUCCCAUUGAGUGCCACAACACUUCACUUCGAGUACUUCAGCGACGACUCGACCAACAAGAAGCCGAACGCACUGAAUGUGAUUCACGUCGACAGCAUCGACCAAAUCGACAAAUCGUUGGCACAAAUCAUGGAAGAGAUGAUCGAAACAUAUAAAGUUCCGACCGAUAAGCAGAUGCUUCUGUUCACUCACUUAAGACUCGCGAAGAGUUUCUCCAAUUAUAAGAAGCGCCUCCAAUGCGUUCAGGCGAGGCUUCAGGCCCUCUCCAUCAUAGUGUACUGUCAGGCGAUGUCACUGCAAGAGAACGCGACUUCGCUUUUAUAUAACGGUCUCAUUGAAGAAUUAGUCGAUGUUUUGGAGUUGAAUGACAACAAACUCAUAGAAAUAAAAGCCGCGUCUUUAAGAACUUUAACAUCAAUUAUACAUUUAGACAGGAAUUCAAAGUUGAAUGUGAUAAUAGACGUGACGGGCGCGGCUUCAUAUCACGGCUUUUUACCCGUUUUAGUCCGCAGUUGUAUUCAAGCCCUCAUCGACGGCAACACUGAACUGUUUCCCCUGCCAUUCGCGACGGCCCUCUUCUCAUUCCUCUACCAUUUGGCCAGUUAUGAGAAUGGCGGAGAAGCUUUAGUCCAGUGCGGAAUGAUGGAGUCGUUGCUGAAAGUGAUCAAUUGGAAGGGCACUGAAUCGGAGCACAUAACUUUCGUUACCCGAGCUGUCAGAGUCAUAGAUCUCAUCACAAACCUCGAUAUGACGGCCUUUCAGUCGCACUCUGGUCUCAAUGCGUUUGUCCAGCGAUUAGAGUAUGAGGUCGACAUUUGUCGCAAAGAACAACCAUUUGUUAUCGAAGUCCACACAAGAAGAGAAUCCACUGAAAUGCCAUUAAACGAGUCGACGGCUCCCUCGACCACUGGUGUGACUCCAAUGGAAGUCGAUUCCACUCAUAACGAAGUCAUUGCAAUGACCUCAACCUCCACUGUCCAACCGCUUAAAGAUAUUCAAUGUUAUCCCCAAAGAGCAGCACUUCUGAAAUCUAUGCUUAAUUUCUUGAAGAAAGCCAUUCAAGACCCGGCCUUUGCUGACGGCAUCAGACAUCUAAUGUACGGCAAUCUCCCGCGUUCUCUGCGACACAUCAUCAGUAACGCCGAGUAUUACGGGCCCUCACUAUUCCUGUUGGCCACGGAUGUCGUCACUGUCUAUGUGUUUCAGGAGCCGUCGCUACUGUCAUCGUUGCAAGAGAGUGGGCUCACAGACGUUGUGUUACACGCCCUACUCGUCAAAGAGGUCCCGGCGACGCGUGAAGUGUUAGCAUCGCUUCCCAAUGUCUUCAGCGCUCUGUGUCUUAAUAACAGAGGACUCGAAGCGUUUGUCGCGUGUAAACCGUUUGAGAGGCUCUUCAAAGUGCUUCUAUCGCCCGACUAUUUGCCGGCAAUGCGUCGCCGACGGAGUAGUGACCCGAUGGGCGACACGGCCUCUAAUCUCGGCAACGCUAUGGACGAACUCAUGAGACAUCAGCCGAGCCUUAGAACUGACGCCACUUUUGCUAUAAUUAAAUUACUCGAAGAGCUGUGCUCUUUGGGAAGUGAUCCCAAUUACGUCUGUUCUAAACCAACCGCUAAGUCAAACGAUGCUAACGGCGCCAAUGCCAACGAUAUCGGACGCACGAACAGCACCCCCGUCGGCAACGAAGUCGGCUCUUCAGAUGAAGAGGAGGAAGAGGAAGACGAGGGAACGAAUGCGGCGACAACUUUGGCCGUUAAAGCGGCCACAAGUGACGCCAAAACUCCAGUACCGCUCGUGGACUAUAUUCUCAAUGUUAUGCGUUUUGUGGACGCAAUCCUUAGUAACAACUCGACUGACGACCACUGCCGCGAAUUUGUUAAACAAAACGGUUUAUCCCCCCUUUUGAAUAUACUCCAAUUGCCUAACCUUCCCAUAGACUUCCCAAUGUCGCCGGCAUGCCUUUCAGUUGCCAGUGUCUGCAAAUCAAUUCUGAAUUUAGCGCACGAAAGACAAGUACUGACUCUGGGGUUGGACGCUCUGAACAAAGUGCUCGAAAAACUAGAUCUCCUGCACCGACCACUAGACCCCCCGGGAGGCAGUGUUCUAUUGGAAGAGCUUGUGCUGGCGUCCGGGAAUAACUCCAAUUGUGAUCCUUUCCAGUCAUCAUCGCUUACACCUCUCCUGCACUCCAUGUCCGCAGCGCACGCCUACAUCUUGAUGUUUGUUCACGUCUGUCGCACCGGACAGAGCGAUAUUCGCAACCUAUCCAUCACUCACUGGGGCUCCAAACUCGGCCUAACAGUACUUCAAGGGCUCAGUCGGCUCUACACGUCUCUCGUCUGGGAGAGCACUGUGUUGUUAGCGUUGUGUUCGGAGUCGUCGGCGAACGCCAACUGGCAGUUCGGUCGACACCAAUUGGAAAGACUUACGAGUGCUUUGAAUCUAAACGACGACAUCGAAGUGACUGAACAGACAGUGGUUAACGAUGUGAACGGCGCCGCAGCCGCUACCACCUCCUCCUCUUCCUCCAACAUGGAAGUGGACGACAGCACUGACACCACGACCACUGCCGCCGCCGUAGACAACACUAAGAAGAAGAAGAGUGCAAAUGCUUUUCAAUCAAAAAUGACAGCUCAACAGAAACAGAUAAAGCCAUUGCUUACCAGUGCUUCGCGUUUAGGUCGAGCUCUCGCCGAGCUUUUUGGUCUUCUCGUCAAAUUAUGCGUUGGAUCUCCAAUCAGACACCGGCGCAGUCAUCAUAACGUUCAAAACCAGCCGUCAGUGCCUUCCGUUUCGGCAAGAAAUGUAGCGAAAUCUUUGACGAAAUUACUCGCAAGUGGUCUUUCAUGGCAACCGCCCUCAACGUCUCCCAUCCCUAAGUUUAGGCUAACGUUUUAUAUUUGUUCGGUUGGAUUCACAUCUCCGAUGCUAUUCGACGAACGCAAACAUCCCUAUCAUCUGAUGCUUCAAAAGUUUGUGUUAUGCGGAGGACAGGACGCCUUCUUUAAUACAUUCAAGUGGGCCAUCACUCAAGACGGUAAAGUGCCUGUGGCUCAGGGCCUCGAACACCCGGAUCUCCCAGAGGGCGCCGGAGAGUUUCUGGACUCUUGGCUUAUGCUCCUCGAGAAGAUGGUUAACCCGCGAAUGGUAUUGGAUUCGCCGCACACUAUGCCUGCAAACAAAACGCCUCAAUCGACGGACUUCGAGCCCUUCAAUCCCGUGCAAUACCUCAUUAGAACACAUCGACGCGCCUUUGAAUGCAUAUCCCAUUUGUGGGACAAAAAGCCGCUGAAAGUGCACGGGGAGAGGAUGUCGGAAUCCAUUUUAGCCAUACUUUGCCAUCUCCUCAAAGGGGAGGCAAUCAUUACGGAGAAGUUGGCCAAAGAGAAAGAGACGUCCGCUUCCACUGCCAACACAACCACCACUAGUGCUUCUUCUACUACGGCUCCGACCGCUACCACUCGUACAGCCAAUACCAAUAGGACUAACGAUUUAGAGGAUCAGGGCAUCAAUUCCGACCAUUUGCAGCAACUCAUGGAUAUGGGUUUCGCUCGCGAAUUGGCUUUAGACGCUCUCCUCCAGACUAAUAGCUUAGAACAGGCCACUGAUUAUCUGCUCAGCCAUCCCGGCCCUCUCCGACAAGUGACUGGUUUGCCAUCUGAUUGGGAAAUGUCCGAAGAGGACCAAAUGAUGAGAGCCAUAGCCAUGUCGUUGGGAGAGAACAUCACAGUCAACGAUGAAGAGGGAGAGACGGCCUCAUCGAGUGAGUUAACACAAGAGGUGAAAAUGGUUAACGAAGAGCCCGUCAGUAAGGAACAGAUGGACUCCUUCACCGAUGGCAUCCUUUCCGGGUGUUUGCGACUAUUGGACACAUUGCCCGACACUGUGUAUAGAAUCUGUGAUCUACUGCUGGCUGUGGCCCAACGCAACGGAGAGAACUGGUGCUCACAAAUGAUUUGCCAUUUAUUGCACGAAAUCAAUCUGAAUGUUACGAAACUCAUCGAAAGCACGUCUUAUAUGCGAGACGCGGACAAGCGGUCGGUCACCGAAUGGGCCUCACAGGUGGCGAACAUACCCGAGGCGUCGAAAGCGGCCGCACGGAUACACCUCUUUACCCUGUUAUUCGAGGAGAUGCGGGUCCAGUGCGCCACACAGUUCUCCAAACUGGCCAUCAUUGACGAUAUGGUGGUGCUCUUGGAGAAGGCUCAGCACCUGAUGAGUCUUGUGGCCACCAAUAAGAAUACUGUGAUUACUCCCAAAUGGUUGGCGCCACUCAUACUGUUGAUUGAUUUGUACGAUAAGGCGGCCGUCUCUUCGGCCCGUAGAGCCCCUCUCCUUAAGGCAACUAAACGCCAGUGGAAGUGGUUUGACGACCGGACCGGCCGAUGGUCUGCGUAUGUCGUGGCCAACAACAAGACAAUAGACGAGGCCUACAAGAAUGGCGAACAAGUGAUUAGAUUCUCUGCCGGACGCCGAAGAUAUACCGUUCAGUUGUCGACAAUGGUUCAGAUAAACGAAGAGACGGGAAAUUGGAGACCAAUUAUGUUUGUGGUCGACGAGCAGACUAACAAACAGUCCAACGAUGAACAACAACAACAGGAAGUGCCCACCGAAUUGUCCGACAAAAUGGUUUCGGCACUCGAGCCCAGACACUGUCACUCAUUGAUAGGAACUCUUGUGGGACUCAUCAACAUUCCGGUCGAAGCGGACACACUUCACGCCGUUAUGCGUCUGUGUCUGCGACUGACGCGUAACUAUGAAGUGGCGGCGCUUUUCGCCGAAGCGGGAGGGGUUCGGGCUAUUCUGCAGCUGACACAGGCGUCGGCAUUCACUGGCUUUACAUCGUUGGCCACUCUUAUCAUUCGACACGUUCUCGAAGAGCCCAACACUUUGCGGCAGACGAUGGAGAAAGUGAUUCGUAUGCAAACACAUCACUCGCCGCUCGCCUGUCGUGAAAUGCAUUACAUUAUGCGAGUGUUGGGUCCGGCGGCCUGUCGUGACGGCAAGCUCUUCACCGAAAUGACCAAAUCUGUGCUUCGAAUUAAUUUAAUACCUCUCAGUAAGCGCGAGGAAGAAGAUCCCCGCGCUUUGACCUCCAGUUCCACACAAUUUCUCAAAGUAUUGCCCGGAAAACUGCAAACCUCUGAAUCAAGCGCAGCGCCCGUUAACAUCACUCGGGAAGUAAUCUGUGAUCUAUUGAACGCUUUGGCGGUUAAGACUGUCACUAAUACUCCGGAAGAAAGUUCCUCCACCACUACGGGCCGGUUCCCCACCGGUAUUGUUCGUGUGAUGUCCUCAUCAGAUAUGUUGCAAAACGACGACAACGACGAGACGUCCAACGAUGACACGAACGCCGCCACAGAGACGCCCAAAGUGGUGACGCCCGCCGGCGCUGACGAAGACCUGAAUAACAAGAAGAACCGAAUUCUUUUGACACAAUCACUCAUUUUGAGACUUUUGGCAGAAUUGACGCGUUCUUACAAUUUAGUGGCCAAAGCUGUCUGCGAUCACAUCUACACUAGCGGUCAAUCGGAACUAAUAGGCGAAGAGUGCACUGCUUUGUCAUUCAUUUUAGACAACUUACUGCCGCCCACACAGACUAUCGGCGAUCGCGACUGUCCGGCCCUAUCGCGCGUACUGUUCGCAGCGCUCGCGUCGGCCACACACUCGCCAGAAGUGCAGCAAAGCUUAGUGAACGAAGUGAAGUCCGCUCUCCACCGGACACUCAUCCUAAGCGAGUCCAACGAGAAGCACGCGCGCAUACAGGCGCUCACUUCGCUCAUCAGCACAAUGAUAGAGUCGUGUCCGGCGCCCACCACUGCCUCCUCUAACCAACAAAAUGCUCAGAACUCUAUUCGCAGCCAAACCAGUCUAAUGAACGGUAUUGUGAAGAACUUAUUGCGCAGAGGACUGGUGACAGACUUGGCUCGUGUGACCCAUUCGCUGGAUCUGUCGUCACCUAAUAUGGCGCAGACAGUGAACGCCACACUCAAGCCGUUGGAGACUCUGUCCCGGAUUGUGAACAUUCCGCCGCAGAUUCCCCUCAAGACCGGUAAACCCCUCUACAAACCGGAACAGACGGUCACAAACACUGAGGCAAUGGAAGAGGAUGUGGCGACCACUUUAAACAACUCCCAAACCGUCACGUUUUCAGUACAGCCCUCAGACGCCAACCAAGCGAUCAUUGAAUCUCCCGUUCACACCAAUGACAACACAUUCGCCGACCUUCAGAACGAAACCAACACUUCUGACGCCAAUGCCUUCGUAUCCACUGCCGUUGCGGUCGAUGACAACGCAGACAACGAUAACGAGGCCUAUGUCUUAGAGAGCACUCUCCACUCUAUUGCCGAUCAUUGGCGACGAACACGCGAACGGCACCGACAACACACAGCCUACUGUUCCGCCCGCACCCGGAAAUGUUUCCAUAUACCGACGUCUGUCCUUCACGUGAACGACAGACUCUCCACUCUAUUGCCGAUCAUUGGCGACGAACACGCAAACGGCACCGACAACACACAGCCUACUGUUCCGCCCGCACCCGGAAAUGUUUCCAUAUCUCAUCCAUUGCUCGUAAGACAUGGCGAUAAUGGCGGUGUGUCAGCCCUUUCACACACCGCCACGUCUACGGCAACGGCAGCCGGUAUUCUAGCCAAUCGUUCCCAUAGGAGCGGACGGCAGAGAAUAUAUAGGCCAUCGUUGGGCGCGAGCGCCGCUAAUCACCACAGUUGGCACAUCCCGGCCGGCACUAGACAUCCCAACCCACCGGCAAUUCUACAGAGACUGUUGGGCCCCAACACCGCUCAAGACAUUCUACAGCUCACCAAUACGACCGGUUUGGGCGCUGGUUCAGCGCCGGCGCAAGUGAUACUCACCAGCAAUGACUUCCACAUUCUGGCCACUGAUGACGAGUUGUUUGAAUUGCAAAAUCCAAACACAUUUAUGUCGGGAAACGCGAGCUCUACGUUGGGUUCAGUGCCGUCAGCUAUGCUUCGCUGGACCGAAGAGUCCCGCGUAUUGGACGGCGACUCUCUUCACGACUGCGUUUCACUCAUCAAAAAAGAUAUAAUCGAUUGUCUGGAGAAACAUCGCGACGAAGAGUUAACCGAACGGCGAGAGAAGAAGAAGAAAGAGGACGAAGCGAAGCGCGCCGCUGAAGAGGAGGCGGCCGCCAAGACCAGCGCCGAACCGAAGCCGACGUCUGAGACGGAACAGGUGAACACCAGUACCGAGAAGUUGGCCGCUUCUCUGGUGGAACAGGUGUUGGGACCCGUUCUCAGCACUCCCUCCUCUGCCAACAAACCAGACGAGGAGGAGGUUCGCACAACGCCUCCCAUCUCUAUGGAUGUGACCGAAACGCCAACGAAUGGCGAUUUCAAUAGCAUUCAAACCGACAACGAAGUGACGGAAAUGGUUUGCAAUGAGGCGCAGCUCAUCCCCGAAAUGCCAGAAAUGCAUGUCAUUCCCGAACGCAUCGAAAUGGAAGUCAAUCACUCGGAUACCACUCCACAAAACUCGACGCCUUCCGAACCACCGCCACCUGUGCCGCCAUUGUCUUUGAUCUACUCUAACGACAUGCCGGCGCAGCCCACAGAAGACAACUCUAACAGACCUCCCCCUCCCGUCCGGUGCGAAAGCGAUGAAAUAGGAAACGCCAUAACACCUGAGGAUCUGUCGACCAUUACGAACACCAGUAGCGAAGGUCUGAACGUUGGCACUAAUGACGAGCCGCCCACCGAUUUGACGAACAAUACUCUUAUCGGUGUGACGACAACACCAGAGGCCGAGUCUGUGGUUGAGGUGCAGACCAACGAAGAGCCGAUCACUCCGAACAACAACGCGACGAAUGCGACAAACAAUCAAAUCUCAGCCGAAGUGUCGCAUAUAUUUGGCGAACAAGAAAUCCCCGAAGGAGUGGACCCUUCAUUCCUGGCGGCUCUGCCCGAAAACAUCAGGCAAGAGGUGAUCGCAGAGCACUUGCGGUUACAACGACUCCAACAGCAGAGGUCCACACCUAACGCGCCGACCACUCAGGCUAGCAGUAGUGCGCCGACCAAUACGUUCACUGAAGUGAACCCCGAAUUUCUGGCCGCUUUACCGCUCAAUAUUCAGGAAGAAGUGUUGGCUCAACAGCGCGCCGAACAGCAGCGCAUUGCCUCUCAAACUGCGAAUCCCGAGACACCGGUAGACGCUGGAAGUUUUAUACUGACACUACCGCCCAGUCUACGGCGACAAGUGUUGGCCGAUAUGGACGACAGCCAACUCGCGUUACUGCCGCCAGAAGUGGCGACUGAGGCGCAGGCGCUGAGGCAAGAGCUGGAGGCCAGACACCGACAAAUACAGGAGCGCUUCUUCUCGAGUCACGCGGGAACAGCCCUCUCACGCAUUCUCCGCACUGCAGCAACAGGUCGUAUGGGAGGCACUCGUUAUACCAUUCAUACCGUACCGCCUGGUUCGUGGCCCUGGAAUAUCAGCGGCGGCCGCUCGGGAACGGGUGGCAGUAAUCUGAACGCCAGCUCAAGCGUGAACGCACACAGACCUACAUUUACCAGCAGUCGGUUUAGAGGGAGACAACUGUUGGACAACGAAGCGCUCUCUUGUCUGUUGAUCCUUCUGUUCGUCGAAGAGCCCAAACUCAACACAAUUCGAUUGCAUAGAGUUCUUCGGAACCUGUGUUACCACAUCCCGACCCGACAAUGGGUCACACAGUCAUUGCUGGCCAUUAUGGAGAAGACGAAAGAGAUGAAGGAUUUGAGCGAAACGAGGCCUCGAAAGGGCAGUACUGCCGGCGCCACACAGAAUCACAAGACCGCCACCCACUCGACCGCCUCCUGGCUCUCCAUUAGUCUGGACGCUGCGCUCGGCUGUCGAACAAACGUAUUCCAAGUGCACAGAAGUGGCACCGGUAGUGCCAAAAAGAGCGCCGCAUGUUCUGUCAACGUCAACACCAUCACCAUUCAUCCUCAGGCAUCACCACUGGUCUGUCGCCACGUUCUCGACACACUCAUAGCACUGGCCAAGUCCUUCCCCAACCACUUCCUGCCCGACGCUCAUCAGCCGACAAUCAAAGGAGAGGACCCGUCGCUGUCGAACUCGCAGACGCCAUCCACGCCCUCAGGACCAACCAAAGGGCCCACAGAUUUUUGGGACGUUUUAGUAAAAUUGGAUUCAAUUAGUUCAGCCACAGGACUGUCUACUCCAAACUCAUCCCAAAUUCAGGACUCGGAAGCGGGCGCUCAAAACGUUGAACCGUCUCCGAUGUCAAACAUCAUUAGUUUACUCUCACACCCAGUGAUCAAAAGAAGUUCAAUGCUUACGGACAGGUUAUUGCGUCUGUUGGCACUGAUAUCCCUCGCCCUACCGGCCACUGAGCCGCCAUCGCACGCGUCGUCAACGUUGGCUCCUGUGGCCACUUCGACACCCGUUACUGAAGUGUCCGUUACGUUAGAGACCGCCGAACCGCAAAUGAGUGAAAGUCACGCGCCUUCUGGUGAUAGCAAUGAAGGCAAAAGUGAUGCCAAUUGUGAUAAAAAGCCAACAGUUUCUGUCAAUACCGGCGAUGGAUCUCAAGAAAAGACCGAAAAGAUAAUAGCUUCCGGAGAACAGCUCAAACUUGCCGUCGAUGUCCUCACCUCUAAGUCAUGUUCUGAAGAGGGCUUAGAAGACGCGACGGCUCUACUGUUGAGACUAUCGCGCAGUUGUUUAGCCACCCGUUCCGUUGUUCUCCGGCUUCUACUGAAUGGCGCACAAGAGUUGGGAUCUGUUGUCUGUCAGCACAUAAGCUCUUUAGUGACAGAACUGAAAGCUUUGAACGCAAACAAUCCCGAAGCGACGACUAGUGAUUCGGACGCUCAGAGCCCGGAGAAGAUGAGCAAAGGUAUGAUUCACGACAGGUUUACCAACACUCCGGUCGUGAUAACGGCGCCCUCUAAUGUCAAACAUAAUAUCGCCGCCCGAGAGGUUCAGUUGCCGUCGAUGUCGGCCCUAACGGCCAAAGCCUCGAGUCAAUCGUUUUUCCUACGAAUCCUUAAAGUUAUCAUUCAAUUGAGAGAUUCGAUUCGACUCCAGAAGAAUAAGCGCAACGACGGAGUGUCUGCAAUGGAAGUGGACGGACAGGACGACAGUCUCAGCAAUGAACUACAUCUGGACGAUCUCUGGCAGACACUCAGCGCCUGUCUCUUAGAGUUGGCCGACACACCCGAUCAUCACGCGGUGUUGGUCUUACAGCCGGCAGUGGAGGCCUUCUUCCUCGUUCACGCGGCCGAGAAGGAGCCCAACCGUCGCCGAGACAACCGAAACGAGACCCGCGACCAACAGUUGGCGCACAUUACCAGAGAUAUCGCUCCCCUCUCGCCGGCACCCGAGGGAGCGGCCGGUGACUCUCAACCCGUCGUUAACCUCCCGAUUGACACUCAAAAGUUCCUAACGUUCGCCGAAACGCAUCGAAUAGUUUUGAAUCAAAUCCUCCGCCAAUCGUCGACACCGUUAGCCGACGGACCCUUCUCUGUACUCGUAGACCACACCCGAGUG
This is a messenger RNA of Oppiella nova, 11097 nucleotides long. The record is from the annotation of a GenBank genome assembly. NCBI's taxonomy places the organism in Eukaryota, Metazoa, Arthropoda, Arachnida, Sarcoptiformes, Oppiidae.